GAGAGUGGGAGAGAGAGAGAUUGGAAGGUUGGUCAUUUUUGGCUAUAUAAACGAAUGAACUCUUUUGCUGCAGGCAAGAUUAGGAGAGUUCUCUCUUUCUCUCUUGCUCUGCUCUCUCGGAUUUCUGGCUGGCUCACAUGUUACAGAUGUGUUGGGAUUCCGAGCCCCUUGGGUUUGCAACGAAUAACCAGUUCCAGGAAGUGGAUAAGUCUGCGCGAAAUCCAUUCGAAGAAUGCGGAGGCUUCUUCCUAUAGGUCCUCCACCUCCGCUUCUUGAGGAGGCAAUCCAGUUAUAGAUAAGAAAGGAAGAAGUUGCGAUUCAUCCUCUCUUCACCCCUGUUCUCCUUCUUCUUCUCGUACUUGAAUAAUCUGUACUCUCCCCUUGUGUUUUCAUUCCAUGAUCCGAGAGCAAAGUGGUUGAUUUGAUUUCUGCCACUGCGUUUUUUUUCUCUGUAUUUUCUCUUCUUCCCUGCUUUGCCUUUUGCUGUGCAUGCGCAAUGGAUUGCCUGAGAGAGCAGCAAGGCAAGCGGCUGCACGACGGGUUUUUCGAGAAGAGGAGCAAGAGCAGAAGCAGGUUCGUGUGGGUUCCGGGGCCUUUGAUCGUCGGAGCAGGGCCGUCAGGACUGGCGACGGCCGCUUGCUUGAAGGAGAGAGGCGUGCCGAGCCUCAUCCUCGAAAGGGCUCAUUGCAUAGCGUCUCUCUGGCAAUUGAAGACGUAUGAUCGCCUCCGGCUGCACCUCCCCAAGAACUUCUGCGAGCUCCCGCUCUUUCCUUUCCCGCCGGAGUUCCCCACUUACCCCACCAAGGAGCAGUUCAUCCGUUACCUGGAGUCCUACGCGAAGCACUUCGGCCUCCGGCCGGUGUUCAACGAAACGGUGGUCAGCGCCGAGUACGACCGCAGCUUCGGGUUCUGGAGGGUCAAGGGAGUUAGCUGCGAAGAGGGUGGCUGCUGCAAGCCGCAGGAGACGGAGUACGUUUGCCGGUGGCUGGUAGUCGCCACCGGGGAGAAUGCGGAGGCCGUGAUUCCUGACAUCCCCGGCGCCGCUGAUUUUUCUGGCCCCCUCGUCCACACGAGCUGUUAUAAGAGCGGUGCUGCUUUUCGCCGGAAAAGAGUGUUGGUCGUUGGCUGUGGAAAUUCCGGCAUGGAGGUCUGUCUCGACCUCUGCAACCACAAUGCGUAUCCUUCAUUAGUUGUUCGUAAGGCGGUGCAUGUAUUGCCAAGAGAAAUGCUUGGAACGUCUACGUUCGGGCUAUCGAUGUUCUUGCUCAAGUGGUUUUCGGUGAAGGUGGUGGACAAGUUCCUUCUGCUGAUGACUUGGUUGAUCAUGGGCAGCACAGAUACACUGGGUCUUGGUCGACCCCAAAUGGGCCCUCUCGAGCUCAAGAACAAAAGUGGCAAGACCCCCGUCCUCGACGUCGGCGCUUUCGCCAAGAUCAAAUCAGGCGACAUCAAGGUGCGGCCGGAGAUAAAGCGGCUGACGGCGAACGGAGCGGAGUUCGUUGACGGCAAAACAGAAGAGCUGGACGCCAUAAUCCUCGCCACGGGUUACCGGAGCAACGUCCCCUCUUGGCUAAAGGAGGGGGAUAUGUUCUCAGAGAAGGAUGGGCUGCCAAGGAGGCCGUUUCCGGAGGGGUGGAAGGGAGAGAAUGGGCUCUACGCCGUGGGGUUCACAAAGAGAGGGAUACUCGGCGCUUGUAUGGAUGCCAGGAGGAUCGCACAAGAGAUCGAUUACAGUUGGAAAGCCGAGUCUAAACCAAUCUUUCUGGCGACCGCCACUCCAACAUCACUACCAUAUUAAAAAAACUAAAAAUUUUCUCAGAGAGAGAGAGAGAAGAGAGAGAGAUUGUGUGUCUAAUCGGCUGGACUGAUUACUUGCUUCCAACUAGUUUUAACUGAGUUGAAGGUAACCCAUUACCACAGAGACAGAGAGAGAGAAAGAGAGAGAGAGGGAGAGACAGAUUAACCAUCUGAGCCAUGUUGGUGCUUGUGUGUGGAUGAAGAUGAUGAGAGAUGUACCGAUCGAACAAGAAGCUCUUCGGAUGCAGGUUGUGUGUGUGUUUGGUUAUAUAUAUUAUGUAACUUGAUUCUCUAACCUUGUCACAUGUGAUGAUGAUCAAUAGGAAAAGUUUAUCGGGAGAUUAUAUACAACAUUCCCCAAAAAAAUUUU
Messenger RNA from Nymphaea colorata (pocket water lily), 2167 nucleotides. Its product is annotated as indole-3-pyruvate monooxygenase YUCCA2-like. Gene Ontology annotation, molecular function: N,N-dimethylaniline monooxygenase activity; NADP binding; flavin adenine dinucleotide binding. The record is from RefSeq and is a predicted model, not a curated record. Lineage: Eukaryota; Viridiplantae; Streptophyta; Magnoliopsida; Nymphaeales; Nymphaeaceae. The transcript is spliced from 4 exons. Gene Ontology annotation, biological process: auxin biosynthetic process. Bases 497 to 1798 code for a protein of 433 amino acids.